Molecule: messenger RNA, 2201 nt
Organism: Symsagittifera roscoffensis
Lineage: Eukaryota; Metazoa; Xenacoelomorpha; Acoela; Convolutidae
Exons: 1
Coding region: 180-1577 (465 amino acids)
Source: RefSeq, a predicted model, not a curated record
AGCAAUGAGCUGUAAGCUUGCUAUAAAAAGCAAUAUAUUUGCUUCAAAUAGCAUUUUACUUCGUUUGUUCACCAACACAACACUAUACCUUUUAUACCAUAAAUAUUGGUAAUUGAACCAAUUCUUUUUUUGGACAGCAUUUAAUUUUUGAGCUCUUUUUGUUUUCUUUCUCUGCAGAAAUGGAGCAGAGUUUGGACUCUUUUUUCGAGCGACAGCGCCAGGAGCGCGCAAAUGAAAUCCGUCUCCUGAAUCAAACGAGCUUGACUGUUCAAAUGGGAUGUGAAAACAAUUCACUCACGCAAAUGCUCAGCGAUCGAAUUGAGAUUACUAAAAUUGACUGCAGCAAUACACCUUCAGCUUCUGUAAAUACUUCGAAUACGAGCAGUUCAGGAAAUCAGAACCAAAACUUCGAUUUGACUCUGGACCAAUUUUUUGAGUCUCAACGAGCUCAGAGAAUCAGCGAAGUCGAACGACUCGCUACGCAGAUGCCUUCUGGAUAUGACCGGCGAUUCGUGCUAAACGAGAUGCUCCAACGAAGUCAGGUGAGACGAGGGGGUGAAAAUGAGACUACAAUAUCGGAGCUAGAAUCAGUCAUGAAUGCGCAGAGGGUUAGAACAUUGCUGUCGAACACUUUCCGAACACGUCUGGAAAACGCCCUCCGAAGUCCGCCUCAGAGUGUACAAAAUCAACAGAACAACCGAUCUAGUCGAAGGGGCCACAGGAACACUCGACGAAGCGAGGAACCUAGGCGAAAUCGUGUACCAUCGGCACCUGAUCGCCAAGUCCGUCCUGUGAUUCCUACUCCUCCCGCGCCACCGGUAUCCGAAGCACCUCAACCUGUCGGCUGGCAGUCUGUUCAAGCGCACGUGAACGACGAUAGAGUGGUGAGAAAUGAAAGAUUCGACGUAUUUGCUGAGAUAAGUAGUCUUAUUAGUGAACAGAUUGUAACCCAGACUUUGAAUAGUACAAUUUCUGAUCUUCUUGAAAGUCACUUGCAACAUCGAAUUGAAUCGGCACCUUCUGUUUUCACGUGGGAAGCGAGAGAAGAAUCGAUGCGAACCCUGAACAACUUGCCUCGACAACAAAGAGCUCGAAACGACUUCUCUGAUAUUGGUAUUGUGGAUGUUCCAACAACUAAUGGAAGACGUUUCGCAGCUGCCGUGCCUCCACCACCUGCAUACCGACGUCCCGCUGCUCGGCGUGGUGCACCCGGACAAACUUCCGAAAGUGACGAGAGAAUUGAGCGACUUGAGUCUAUGAUGGAAUCGAUGCAGAAUCUCCUCACGAGACAAACGAGCUCACAAGCUCAGCUUGAGAGCGCAAUUCAGCAAGUGAUUCUGAAUCAGACUUUGCUGUCAACAAAUGCGACUGGAAUUUCCGUUUCGGUUCAACCGGAAUCUGCUGGAAAAUGUGUUGUAUGCCUGGACGAGUCAAGACCGGUCGACAAUGCGUUUUACAGAUGUGGUCAUGUGAUUGCCUGCACACCUUGUGCAGCUGUUCUUUUGGCUGUCAAUCCUUACUGCCCUCUUUGUAGACAGAAAAUCGAUGACGUCAUCAAGUUGUACAAAUUGACUUAACUAUUACAAUAUGUAAAAAAUAGCCGUUUUUUUAAAUGAUCAUUCUUGCUCUUAUACUUAUUUAUGCAAAAUUAAAUUACAUUUUGCUGAAAUAGUCUUUCAUGAUACUCUGAUAGAAGGCCCAAUAAGGGGUAGCACUAUCAAUUCGUACUCAUUUUGAUUCUCGACUGAGGAGCAUUUUUCCGACUAUUUAUUUUUGCUAUUAUCUUAAGGAUAUCGAUAUUCGAAUGCAAAACUUAAGAUAUAAUUUUUUGCGCUGUUUACCCUAUAAAAAUAGAAAUUGGGAACUUUUUGCUGGAAAUUAUUUUUGUCGAAUUUAUUGACUGAAAUGAAAAAACUGCCGUUACGCUGAGGUGAUGACUCAGACUCAGAAAAUGUUUCCAGUUUUCGGUAGGCACUAACUGAUUGAUUACCUGACAGAUUUUUAUUAUAUUUUGAUUUGUGAUAGUGACUAAAAUAAUUCACGCCAUUUUAGAUCUGUUCACUCUCUGUCAAAAUUCUGGUGAAAAGUGUUAUUUAAUAUUCGGAGUUGUCUGUCACCUUUUAUUGACCUCUAUUUCCUUGUCUGUGACUAACUUUAUGAAAUACAGUUCUUCAUUUCAUAGUUUAAAUUUUACAGAACGA